AUGGAUCAAGUUACAAGCUAUUCACCCUGCUGGAUACGCGGCAGUAAAAUCGAAGAAAUCGUUUGGAUCGGCAAGGACGUGCUCGCCUGGUGUACCGGCGUGUACAUCGUAUUCUUUCACAUCGUCAAGAGGCAGCAAACGUUACAAUGGUGUUGGAAUGAUGCGACCGGUGAUGGUGCUCGCUGUAUAUCCGGUCACGUGUCCUCGCCGAUUUUCGCCUUCUCCGAGAGAUCGCUGAAGCCGCGAAUUCUCAUCCUCGAGUAUCCUUCGAUGACGAGAAUCUGCGAAUGUGUUGGAGAUUACGACAGUGGCUACUUAGCGAUUGCAUUCACACCAGACGAUUAUCUCGUGUCGCUGGGCUCUUAUCCGAAUUUCCCGAUGAUUGUAUGGUGCUGGAGAACAGGAGAAAAAAUUGUGAUUGUCGACACACCUAUACGCGACGAGAUCGGUCAGAUAAUCAAGAUAACUCAGACAGGACGCAUUGUCAUCGGUCAAAUGGGAAAGACUUGCGGAAAAUUGCUCACUUGGGAACUCGACAUAAUCGAUAAAAUUAUUAUUUUAAAAGAUCAUGAAAUUAGACUGCCGCAAGAAGCUAUGAUUCGUGGGAUCGAUUGGUGUUCGAGUACGCCGAGUGAUCCAUUAUUGGCUAUUACUGAUAUGGACGGUCAUGUAUAUUUGAGCAAUUACGACGGUACCAAUCUCCUCCGUGUCGUAUUUUCGCAACGCUGUGGGAUCUGUGCGAACGUUGAGAUACCAGCCGUGUGUUGGUUUCGUGGUGGUAUCAUCCUUAAAACGACCUUCUGUCAGAUCCGCUAUUUCAAGAAAGAACCGAUGACCAAUGUCUGGCGCAAACUAUGGUACAUCAAGUCGAUCAACAAGCCUUAUAUCCUGAUUGCGCAUCCCUCUAAAAAUUGGCUUUUCUAUUACACUCUCGAGGGUUACCUGAUGCAGAUGAUAUUCCCUGAAGGUGAAGGCACGACGCCAACGAUUCAUACGUACCUGUACCACGGUGGUAAACACCGUUUUGUCGAUUUCUUGCAUCCUUGGUGCCAUCAUCUUGCGACGACAGAUGAUCUCAAAGAAUUGAGUAUCCUCGAAAGCUACAGCGGCAGUGAGGUCUCCAAAGUGGAGCUCGAUAUAGAAGGCAAUAUAUCGGCUCUAGUCUCGCAUCCGGACGAUCCGUUGAUUGUUGUCGUUAGCGAUCAUGGUGAAAUGACAAUUCUGGGUGUCACCGAUCCGGAGCAACCGAUGAUACUGGCGCAUUUUCGUCUCCAGAGGAAACCCUUAGAUCUUAUAAAAUUUUCCCACUCCGGCAAAUUUCUGAUCGUCGCACAGAAGGAGACGGGUAAUUGUUAUUGCGUGAAUCUGCAACGCGAUGCUCCGUGGGAAGUGGUGGCCCAGCUCCAAGCGAAGGGACGCUUCGCCGACGUGGUGCUGUAUGACGAUGAGGUGCGCGCGAACCUAAAGGUGCUCGUGCUCCACGCCACAUUGUUAGAUAUCAAAGGAACAACGUACGAGUCGUUCUGCUCGAUGGGCCAGCAGCUGCACGUGUACAACGUGUCGUACCUCAUCGACACAGAUAUACGUCUAGUCAACGAGAUCAUCGACAUUGUAACACUGCCCGCAGUCUUUUACGAGUUGUGUCACGCGCCUGGCGAUCCUCGACUGCUAAUAGGUUCGCCUUAUUUCGAACGGCAAUUGCACUUGCUGAGGUUGCAACGCUUCGAGUACGCGACCUUGACGGACGUGGUGGUGACGGGCCAUCAUGUACGGCUCGCUCGUGUCUUCGCUGAUCGACGUUGGAUUGUCACGUGCGCUUAUGACGGAUUGGUCAUUAUUCAUGACGGAACGAUACGGCAAGUCGUUGCCGUGAUACCGGUGCAUCACAGACUCGACUCGGGCAACCGGAAGGCUAUCAUCAGUUCCGACGGUAAUACAGUAGUUGCUCUUGGCCAUGAUGGUUCCUUGAUUGCGACGCGCAUUCAUCGUGAAAGUAAAAAAGAGAGUACAGAGUCACUGCCCGCGAAUGAAACCAAAAGCGUCUACUCGGUGGACUAUGAACAGUACGAAAAAAGAAAAGAAAAGAUACUCUUGGAUUAUACCUCUCUGGACCCAGCAAUCCGUGCCUCGUUGACCCGAGCCAGAAUAAAUUUCCCGGCAACCGAUGAGAAAGGAUUUGAAACCUGGGAAGAAUGGCAGCAGAACAUGCAGCUGCGUGAAGAAACGAGAUUCUACGCUGCGGAGAAGGCCGUCAUUGCGAAGAAUCUGGAAGCCUUGAAGGUCACUAUCAGACACCUCCUCGACGCCAACGAGACCUAUCCAGAGAUAGAGAGAUUACCGGUGUCCGCGUUUGACCUGAACAAAGCAGGCCGCGAUCAGAGAUUGAAAACGGCCAAAAACGAACGCGAGGAUGCCCGUAUGAAACUCGAGCAUCACUGUGCCUCGAUAAAUCGCGUGGCCAGCUGGAUAAAGGCGACUUUUUGGGAUCCGCAGAUCGUGUUAGGUCGCUCGAUAUUCUCUUUCCAUGGUGACAUGGAGGUGACGAAUUAUCCACUGACCGAGGAAGAUCCGUACUUCAAGGAGUAUUUGCAAUUGGCACAAUUUAGUAGGGAUUCGGUGCGCGGUAUCAUUUAUGACACCUUCCAGCCGUGGUACAACUACACGGACGAUCAACUGCAGGUGGAAUUGAGCAAACCCGUCCGGGUGUUUCGCGAGCAUGAGAGACGCAGGAUAGAGCUGCUUCUGGAAGAGGAGGAGCGCGAAAUCGAUCCUGAGGAACUAGCGGAGCUGCGGGCGGUCGAUGGCAUGACAACGCAUCAGUUCGUCGAGCAAUCGUCUUACUAUUACUCGCAGAUGGAGUCUUACGGGUUCGCGCACAUAACGCUGGACAAUCGUUAUCUGAUGCACGACUAUAGAAAGCUCCAUGCCUACUUCAACAAGCUCUUCAACGACAUGUACGCGACGAAGGAGCGGGAAAUGAAUGUGAUACGGGAGAGGAACGAACGGAUACGUUAUAUAGAUUCCGAGCUGAGGAUAAUGUUCGACCAGAGCGUGCCGCAGGUUCCUGUUGAUCCGCAGUGGCAUCCCAAGGAGAAAGUAGAGAGCAUUAUUCAAGUACUCCAAGACGAGGUCAAGGCGAAGCCAUACGUGUCGCCAUCGCAACAGGAAAUCCUGGACAGGCAAGCAGUGGAAGCCGAACGAAUUAGACAGUUGUUAUUGGCCGACGAUUUUCGCGACCGCGCCCUGAUUAAGAUGAUGGACGGUAUGUUAGAGAUUCGUUGGGAAGAUACUAUAAAGAUAGACGUGCACAAGCCUGCAUGCAUGCUGGAAAAACAGCCGGAGCAGUAUACGCCCGACGACAUCGCGGCCAUAAGGAAGUAUGAAGCGGAUGUGGAGAGUCUUCGGCUGGAACGUGAGCGUUAUAGAAGGAUACUCGAAGCUGAUUACGUGAAGAUCAAUGGACUUCUGCAGGAAGGCAUCGACAAAUUCGACGCCAAGUUGAAUGAAUUCUUUCAGCUAAAACUAAGAGUCGAUGCGGCGAUAAAUCAAUUGAAGCUACGAAACAUUCGCGGCCGUAUGCGUAUCCUCGCACGGAUCGAGGGUGUGAAAGAAGAAGACAGGAUGAAAAAAGAGAUAUCCGAGAAACGUCAAUACGAAAACACGCUGGAGGAACAUGUACAGAAGCUGAACGACGUCUAUCAGGAUAUGCUCGCACAACACGACGCGCUUUGCACUCGUGAGAAAGAGAUGAUAAAAAAGUUUCAGCAUGAAUUUGCCGCAUUGUCGAAGGUCAACGUCGAGCUUCUCGAACGGCAAUACAAGCGAAGACCGCGAGUGUCCUUGAGGAACAUCGCUGCCAGCGACCUGCUCAAUCUCGCGAAGUAUCUUGUACAUCAUACUAAGUCGGCUUAUUUUCCAACCGAUUGCGCGGAUUAUUCAAAGAUCCUGGAGAACCUGGACGUGCGACCCAGCGAAUUACCGCAGUCGAUUGAUGCGAGUCACUGGGACCAACUGACGCAAUCGCGUCGUCAGAAGAUUAACGUCGAGCUAAAGAUCAAGGCUCGGCAGCUGGAGAUAGCCGCGGUAGAGCGAACGAUUAGCGUGUUCGAAGGUAAGAUCAAUGCAUGUAAAUCGAAUGUGACCCUCCUCAGGGAUCGGUUGAAGACAGCGAGGGAGGAGCGGAUGAUGCGCGAGCAGGAUGCGGAGGUGCAACUGGUGCUGAAGAGAGGCCAAGUGGAGCUUGAACUACAUGGUGAAUGGCACGACGCGGCGGAUGCUGUUUUGGUACCUCGCGAAGAAAUCGAGAGAGUCAACGAGCACAUCUGUAUCGCGGGUGCACGUAAAAUAGACGUUCUGAAACGUAUAAUCGAUUUCCGCCAUGAGAUGCUGUCGACCGAAUGGGAGCAUCGUUGCCUGAGAACGCGCUUCAAGGAGCUGAAGGAGGAUCUGCAUUUCUUGAAAGACGUCACGGUCACCCGAGACAUGCACACCUAUUUGAAGAGAAAGGCCAAGGGACUGCGUGACGAUAAAACUGCAGUGCACCUCGAGAAGGAGAUCGAGGCUACGAAGAAAUCUUUGGCUAAAGCUUUGUCCAAAGAGAUGAAUAAACUCGAGAAACUCCGUCAGAAGAUUGCCCGCGUGAAGAAAAAGAAUGCUGAGCUCGAUCGAGCGGUUACUGAGAUGAACGUGGCAAGAUGGGAAUUGGAGUACAAACGCGACGUCAUCGGGGAGAUAAGGCAACGCGAGCAUACGGACCGAAAGAUGCGUCUCUUCAAACAACGAUCCGAUCUGGUCAGGAAGCUUCAGGAAAAUUACGCUGAGUUUCUGGCGUUGCAGACCGAGCACGAGCUAUUACGGUUGCGAAUAUAUCCCACCUUGGGUCAUUUUCAGACGUUGGACGAUAAGGAUAAAAUUUGA
Messenger RNA from Trachymyrmex cornetzi, 4917 nucleotides. RefSeq names its product cilia- and flagella-associated protein 43. The record is from RefSeq and is a predicted model, not a curated record. Gene Ontology annotation, biological process: cilium assembly. Gene Ontology annotation, molecular function: protein binding. The coding region runs from base 1 to 4917 and encodes 1638 amino acids. Gene Ontology annotation, cellular component: axoneme. The transcript has 8 exons. NCBI's taxonomy places the organism in Eukaryota, Metazoa, Arthropoda, Insecta, Hymenoptera, Formicidae.